CUCAACAAUCACACCUUCCACAUCUUAGAAAUGUACUAACCUCCGCUUCCUAACGUCCGACAUACCAGCAUGGCCAAGUGUGCCAACCUCAACCGCGAGCCGCGAGAUGUGGUCGAAGCUACAACUGACAUUGCAGGCCCUGGAGUAGUCAGUGUCUUGAUCAACACGGCACUCGACCUGACCCACGAACAAGCCCUCUACGCAUACUUCGUGUCGGCCAUCCUUGCAAUCUUGGCCAUCGUUUAUGGUUAUCUCUCCGACUCCUUGCCAGAAUCUUAUCUCAAUGAGACGGACAGAACAGUCCUUGCAAGCUUUCAAGCAUGCCUGCCAUCUGAGAAGAACGCUGCACGCAUGUAAACUUUGUACAACAGUGUCAAAUCUCUGCUACUGUUUGGUCGUCCAUCGAAACCAAACCGCAAGAUCACCAGGCGACAACGUAAGG
Molecule: messenger RNA, 442 nt
Organism: Macroventuria anomochaeta
Lineage: Eukaryota; Fungi; Ascomycota; Dothideomycetes; Pleosporales; Didymellaceae
Exons: 1
Coding region: 70-357 (95 amino acids)
Source: RefSeq, a predicted model, not a curated record